AUGGACUCACUGACCUACGGCCUAAUCUUCCCAUUCAUCGUCGAGUACAUAACCUCCCUUGACGUGCCCCAGGACAAGACAGGCCUGUAUGCAGGUAUAUCAGAAGGAAGUUUGAUGUUGGCUGAAGCUGCUGCUGCGCCCUUUUGGGCCAAGGCGGCUGAUAAGUACGGAAGGAAGAUGUGUGCCACGCUGGGAUUCAUGGUUUCGGUUUUGGCUUCGGGCUGCGUGGGUUUUGGACAGUCGGUCGGGUGGAUCAUAUUCUGGAGGAUGUGUGCUGGCCUCAACCCUACUCCAGUACUGAGCAAGAUCCUAAUAACAGAGCUCACCCACCCUUCCAAUCGAGGAUUCAUCUUUUCCAUCUACUCGCCAAUAUUCAAUACGGGUUAUCUCCUCGGACACCUCACUGGAGGAUGGUUGGCCAAUCCAUAUGGGAGAUUACCCAAUUGGAUGGGCGGAGAUUCGUCCUUCUUCAAGAGAUGGCCUUAUGCACUACCGUUUAGGAUCAAUCUCUGUCAUCACUGGGUGUUUGUUUUAGAGGAAACUCAAUCACCUGUUCUUGAGUCGAUCCGGAACUUGAAUGAGGCUAUAGAGCUGGGAGAUGACGCUUCGCCCACAAGAAGUUCUUCCAGCUGGGAAUUGUGGAAACAGACUUUGAAAAUACCUCAUUUCGUACUGGUCUUAGCGAGUUUCUGUGCCUAUCAAUUUGCCGUGUACGCAUUUGAAGGAUUAUUUACUGUCUUCACAUACACCCCGAUAGCGCAAGGUGGUCUUGGAUUUCCUGUCGAGACGAUAGGUAGUAUAAUAGCAUUCACCACACUCCUAUACAUCAUCGGCUCACCGAUAAUCAUCCCUCGACUGAAAUCUCGUUAUGGUGUCGGAAAAGCAUUGACCAUAACGGUAAUUACCAUACCAAUUGAAGCGCUACUUAUACCAUUCGCGCAAUUCAAGGCAAGGCUGGGGAGAGAUCGGACAUGGUUGGUCUUGAUGAUUGUGCAAUUACCGUUUAAAAACUUCCAUCAGAUGGGUUGGCCGAUGAACGAUCAUUUGAAUUCGGCCUGUUUCGAUGAUUAUCCGAAGCUGAUAGCUACAGGAAGUGCCAUCACUUUAAUCGCAGGUGCAUCAGGAAGAGCCUUCGGACCCACCUUCGCAGGAUGGUUAUUCUCUAUAUCAACUGAAUACCCGCUCCUAUCGCUAGGACGUCAAAUAUCAUGGAUCAGUCUGUUUCUUAUGACGCUCCCUCCAGUGUUCUUGAGCUUGUAUAUCCCAGAGGGUUUGACGAAAGAGUAUCGGCAAGUUGAAUAUGAGACUUUAGAGAAUGAGGAUGAAGAUUUAACUUUGGUAGAACGAAGUAGAUUUGUAGAUCAAGUACGAUCCGACGAAGAGUAA
Molecule: messenger RNA, 1386 nt
Organism: Kwoniella mangroviensis CBS 8507
Lineage: Eukaryota; Fungi; Basidiomycota; Tremellomycetes; Tremellales; Cryptococcaceae
Exons: 10
Coding region: 1-1386 (461 amino acids)
Biological process (GO): transmembrane transport
Molecular function (GO): transmembrane transporter activity
Source: RefSeq, a predicted model, not a curated record